AUGUCUCAAGGAGAUGCGAACGAUACUGAAUCAGAGAACAGCCAACCAGGCGAAAAGUCUCAUCCUCCUCUGACAACAAUCUUCACUCCUCCAUCUUCCUGCCAUGAUACAGUCACAUAUGAUGGCACGACACUUUGGCAGAAUGGUAUCAGCCAAAUGGGCGACGCAGGCUGCUAUCCCACGAAUUUCUACGAGGAGCUAUUCAACAACUAUUACUCACCAGGAAUAUGUCCAGAUAGUUGGACCAGUGUUGGAGCCAUAGAUCACUCCUCUGGCAAUGAUGCAAUGUGUUGUCCAAAUGGCUAUUUCCUCACGACCAGCGACCAAGGCAUUCUCCGGAAUUACUGUUUUUCGCUUUUCAAUACUCCUUUGACGAAGGUAUAUUCGAUGCGUUCGCUCCAGUCCGGCUCGAUACCGUCCAACCCAAGCUUGACUACCAUAAGUCCUGCGAAAGUGUCAAAUACGGUCUAUGCGGAUGUAAUCCAAGUGCAGUGGCAGGACAGUGACCAAAAUAUCAUCCAAUUGAUGUCUCAAAAGGAUGCGGAAGCUACCAUGCAAAGCUCAUCUUCAAGCGCGAGUCCCGCGUCUACAACACCCGCAGCUGCCUCUCAAACCAACGCACCCACAUCCACAGCCGCGCCCACAUCAAGUGCAGACAGCGGCCUUUCUUCGGGCGCAAAAGCAGGUAUUGGAGUUGGUGUCGCCCUUGGUGUCCUUGCCAUCAUGGCGUUGGCGGCAUUUCUCUUCCUCCGCCGCCGAAAAAGGAGAAAGCCUCACGAUCCCGCUUCAGAGUCUACGCUGAAGGAUUGGAAGGGCCCUGCUUAUCAUGAGAUGGACCCCACUCAGACUGGCUUGCCACCCCAAGAAAUGGACGCUAGACAUAUAUCAGAAGCAGCUGGCUCAGUGCCGCCAAUUGAAUUGCCCGAGCGAGGAAAUAGUCGAAGGGGCGUCAGGGACAGUAGUAAUAUGAGCGAUGCCCCAAUAUCAUCACUCGGCAAAAGUCCUUUUGGGAGUCAGAACAUAGGCAAUGGAACAGACAGGAGCGUUUUCGGAAGUCAGCACGCCAGGCGUGGAUGA
This is a messenger RNA of Bacidia gigantensis, 1077 nucleotides long. RefSeq lists its product as uncharacterized. NCBI's taxonomy places the organism in Eukaryota, Fungi, Ascomycota, Lecanoromycetes, Lecanorales, Ramalinaceae. The transcript has 2 exons. The record is from RefSeq and is a predicted model, not a curated record. Bases 1 to 1077 code for a protein of 358 amino acids.